UGCUGCAAACUCAUAUCACGUCGUCACACUCAGACCAAGUCAACCGGGCGCGCCAGCAUGGUCUCUUUGCUGAUGCCAAAUCAUGUUGUCCUCUUUAUCGAGUGUAUCCUACGUCUAGGUGCAGUGGAUUGUGCGGAGGCGGAUCAGUGUUGUGAGUCGAUCUCGGUUUUUGCUCGGAUAUGUGUAACUCCCCUAAAUCAGAUUGUAGCAGAAAUACUGUCGCAAUUGUGUACCCAACAGCAUGCCGGUCGUGAGCGAUGUUCAGUGCCGCAUUCCUUGUACUGCUCAGACACAAAAUAUAAACUUUCCACUUCGCGCACUUCCAAACCUAAAUCAGUCCUCGACCUCUCGAAAUGCUCAAAAGAUCGUCUGCGCCUUCCUAUUAUAGCAAUGGAUGGUGCAUCACGCACGAUUGACUGCAAAGGAAACGAUGAAGUCGAGGCAGUCGGGAAUCAAUAGGGACCCUGCGCGCGAGACCGA
Messenger RNA from Cantharellus anzutake, 480 nucleotides. RefSeq lists its product as uncharacterized. The record is from RefSeq and is a predicted model, not a curated record. NCBI's taxonomy places the organism in Eukaryota, Fungi, Basidiomycota, Agaricomycetes, Cantharellales, Hydnaceae. Bases 58 to 459 code for a protein of 133 amino acids. The transcript has a single exon.